This is a messenger RNA of Phyllotreta striolata, 2039 nucleotides long. The record is from the annotation of a GenBank genome assembly. NCBI's taxonomy places the organism in Eukaryota, Metazoa, Arthropoda, Insecta, Coleoptera, Chrysomelidae.
UUAUGUUAAUUUAAUUUUUUGUUAUUAAAACGCUAAUUUAAGCACAACAGUAUGACUGACGAGGAUAACGAAAUAAACAACAUAUGCAGGACAUGUUUAUCUGAAGGGAAUAUAAUGAAAUCUAUAUUCACAAUAGACGAGUCGAUAGGAGAACGUACGCCGUUAUUCGAAAUGUUGAUGUCCUUUACUUCAGUAACUAUAUCUCCAAGUGAUAACCUACCCAGUAAGGUCUGCUCGCAAUGCGCACACUACAUAACAGGAUCAUUCUCUUUCAAGCAACUUUGCGAGCGCUCAGAAAACACGUUAAGAGAGAUAAUUAAUCGUAAUUUAGAUCAAAAUUCAGUUGAUAUAAAGCCGAUUUUAUCUUCGGAUUGUUCUAACGCGAAUUUUAUUGAACAAACUGUACCAUUAAGCCCAAUUUAUAUAGACCCAUCGAGAAAUACCGAACCACUCGAAUCCUAUUGCAAACAAUCUACUAAUGAUAUACCUGAAGAGGAGAGUAAUAUCGAAAUUAAAUUUAAUGAACUGGAAGAAAAUAAUUCGUCCGGUAUGGAACUGUUCAAUAGCGAUAUCGUUUGCAAUGAGAAUUCCUUAUCAACUGAUGAGCUAACACCUUUAAAGAAUGGCGAUUUGGGUACAUUUAGCCAUGAUUACAAGGAAGAUAGCGAGAAAACUUGUGGUUUUAAUAUUUUGAAUGAAUUACAAACGGAUUCAAAAACCGUUCAAAACAAGAUCGAAGACGAAACUGAAGAGCCACUGUAUCCCUGCGAGAAAUGUACAUUGUGCUUUACAACGCAGAACGAUUUAAAAGUGCACGCCCGUACACAUUCCAAAGUCAACGAACACAUAUGCAAAACGUGUAACCAGCGAUUUUCUAGCGCUAGCACGCUUUGCAGGCACAUGAAAACUCACAAUACCGCUAAAAAGCAUUUAUGCAGUGAAUGCGGCAAAGGUUUCAAGAGAUCCGAUGAUCUUACAAGGCACAUGCGCACCCAUACAGGUGAAAAACCGUUCAAAUGCGAAAAGUGCGGCAAGGCCUAUUCCCAAUCAUUCAGGCUUUUAGAACACGCUCGAGCCCACGCUAACGAGAAAACAUUUAUCUGCUCAGUAUGUGGCAAAGCUUUUUCCAGAUACACCAGUUUUUGCGCGCACAGCAAAACCCACAGCGGAAUUAAACGAUACGCGUGCAAUGUAUGCGGAAAAAGAUUGUGCAGCUCAGGAUCUUUAGCAUUGCACAUGAAAACACAUUCUGGCUUGAAGGAUCACUUAUGCUCGUUUUGCGGUAAAGGAUUCACUUCUCCCAGUAACCUUGUUAUACACAAACGAAUGCACACAGGCGAGAAACCGUACGUUUGUCAAACGUGCGGCAAGGGAUUCCCAGACGCAUCGCGCCUUACGGUCCAUUCGAGGACACACACAGGAGUUAAACCGUACGUGUGCUCGACCUGCGGCCGAGGUUGCGUCAGCUCGUCGCAACUGAGAAAGCACGCCAGGAUACACACGGGGGAGAAGCCCUAUCUGUGCGAUUUGUGCCCCAGGACCUUCACCAGACGCGACGAUUUGAAAAUACACGUCAAAACCCACACAGGCGACAGAAGCCACGUUUGUGAAUUUUGCAAGAAGGGUUUCUAUCAAGCGUCGACGUUGAAGGUCCAUAUGAGAAUCCACACGGACGAGAAGCCGUACGUUUGUCAGCUGUGUUCCAAUGCCUUUACACAGUCCCAUCUUCUUGCGGCUCAUGUAAGUCGCGUUCAUAAAUCGAACUAAUAAAUCGGCCUUUUAACGAAAAGGGCCGUGGGGAUGGAACGUUAUUGCAAAAAGCGUUUCUGUGAUGCUAGAUAAUUUUUGUUAUUAUAGUAUAAUUUACUACCAGCUAGAUGCUUAUUUUGAAUUGCAUUUUAGUAUACAUCACUUUAGUAUGUAUAAGAUUUAUUUGUAAGUCCGCAAUAACUAAUAUUAUACACAAGUAUUUCCCUGGGAAGAUGCAAAUAGUAUUAAGGAAGCCGCUAACAGUAAUUUUUAUACUUUGUGGAAAAUAU